GACAGCUCCGCCCAGCCCGUUUCAUAGCGAGCCAACACUGCGCACGUGCAAAAGCCGAAGGCUCUGUGCACCGAAGCCGUCCGUCUUUGCAUUAGAGAGCUUAUUCAGGAACAUCAAUAUUAGUAUGGUGGCUGUUUGAAAAGAAAAGACCAAAAAGAAGAAGUAGGAAGAUGGCCCAGAAAGACACACUUCUGCAUCUUUUUGCUGGAGGGUGUAGCGGUACAGUGGGAGCCAUCGUGACCUGCCCCUUGGAGGUGUUAAAGACACGACUGCAGUCUUCCGGACUUACCCUCCGACCCGUCUUCCAAGUCCAGCUUGGCACCCUUAGUGGGACCGGGGUCAUCCGACCAGGCACUGUUACGCCUGGGCUGUUUCAAGUCUUACGAUCAAUCCUCGAGAAAGAGGGGCCGAGAUCUCUUUUCCGUGGUCUGGGGCCAAAUCUUGUUGGUGUAGCUCCCUCACGAGCCAUUUACUUUGCUGCAUAUUCUAAAUCCAAAGAGCUUUUCAAUGGGAUGCUGGUUCCCAAUAGUGGUGCUGUACACAUGUCCUCUGCUGGUAUCGCAGCUUUUGUGACAAACUCCCUGAUGAAUCCCGUCUGGAUGGUCAAGACCAGGAUGCAGCUAGAGAAAAAAGCCAGAGGAGAGAAAAAGAUGAAUGCCUUGCAAUGCGCCCGCCACGUUUACAAAACGGAGGGCGUUCGGGGCUUCUACCGCGGCCUGACGGCAUCCUACGCCGGAAUCUCCGAGACCAUGAUCUGCUUCCUCAUCUAUGAGACGCUCAAGAAGCGGCUCGCCGACCACCAGCUGGCCUCCCCGAACAGCGAAAAUGAGAAAAGAGCGUCUGACUUCCUGCGCUUGAUGAUGGCAGCUGCUUUCUCAAAGGGCUGCGCGUCCUGCAUAGCCUACCCACAUGAGGUGAUUCGGACAAGACUGCGUGAGGAAGGCAGCAAGUACAAGUAUUUCUUUCAGACCGGGAGGUUAAUAGCUUUGGAAGAAGGCUACGCUGCUUUUUAUAGAGGACUCAUUCCACAGCUAAUUAAGCAAAUCCCCAACACGGCCAUCGUCCUGUCUACAUAUGAACUCAUUGUCCAUUUACUGGGAGAGUCCAAGUGAAAAAAAGGGAUAUUUUCUUUUCGGCAAAUGUUGAAUGCCACAUCAUGGCUGGACACACUUUAAAAGUUUGAAUUGCAGCACGUUCAUGUAAGUGUGGUGCCUGAGAGACUGCUAUUUUGGACCUGAAGCGACUUGAUCUGUUAUCUCUAGAACACAUUGUUUAUCAGAAGAGAGCAACAAGUUGCUAACCUGUGUGGGGGGGGGAAAAAGGCCAUCCUCUCUGAUUACUUGUGUUAAGUUAACUAAAUUAUUUUGUGUUUUCUUAUUUCAGGUCAAUUUCCUUUACAUUAUCAGUGAUAAGAGAAUUUGCUUACAUGAGAAUAGAGGUUGGCUCAUGUAGUUAUGAAGGGAAAUGAUUCAGCUAUCAGUGCUAUUUGUAGCGCUGUUGGACACCUUCCAAUAAACACCAUUUUGGGACAAUACA
Molecule: messenger RNA, 1536 nt
Organism: Syngnathus acus (greater pipefish)
Lineage: Eukaryota; Metazoa; Chordata; Actinopteri; Syngnathiformes; Syngnathidae
Gene: slc25a33
Product: solute carrier family 25 member 33
Exons: 7
Coding region: 171-1112 (313 amino acids)
Biological process (GO): pyrimidine nucleotide import into mitochondrion
Cellular component (GO): mitochondrion
Molecular function (GO): pyrimidine nucleotide transmembrane transporter activity
Source: RefSeq, a predicted model, not a curated record